GCGCUAGAACAAUACAUGUAAAAUUCCGGCGUCAAAAUCCAACGAAGAAGAGAUUUUACAGCAGGAAGUCUUUUCUUGAAGUUCCGGUGACUUCUCUUGAGCAUCUGCGCGGCGUUCGUAUCAGGCUGCAGCUAGUAGGAUCAGUUUUGUCUGUUUUUUUGAUAAACGUGUUCAAAAUGUCGGACACCACAAGACUUGGAGAGUUUAAAACCUUUUUGACUGAACACUUUACCACGCUGGCGGUGGAGGUGUUUACCGAGGUGGAGAACAUUGUGGGGGCGUGCUUUGAGGAAAACAAACGGCUGAGGAGCAUGCUGCACAUGGUGCUUAGCCCCGAGAUAAAGUUACACAAGAUAGAUGUUACUCCAUACACUGAACCAAGUAUCAGGGAGGAACCUGCAGAGCCAAAUACAAGGUCAGCCAAUGAAAUAUCAGAGCCGAUGAUGAAAAGACCUAAAGAGGAGGAGACUGAAUAUGAUAUUCAGUGGGGUUCAGAAAAACUCUGGCCAGACAAAAUGGACAACAGUGAUUUACUUGACUGUGUGAAAAGUGAAGAACAAGAAGCCUACCAGUCGCCCGUCUCUAACUCAUUUACCGUUCAAGUGGUUGAGUACAAUCAGGACUCUUCAAUCACCGUCUCGACUCAUGAUGCAGGAGCUGAACAAGAUGAUUCUUUCUCUGUGUCGUCAGAUGAAACCCUGUCCUCUUCAUCUUUACAGACUAACAUUGACUCAAGCAGCAGCCAAAAACAUCAAACAAAUCCUGAAACUUCAAUCACAAGCAUGUCAAAAAGAAUAGAGGAAGAGAAGACAAAAAAGUACAUUGAAAGUGUCAUCAACAUGAUAAUGGAUGGCAAUUCAAGUGACAUGGAGCAUUUAGGAGAAGAUGAGGAGGAGUGGAKUCCUCAGGCCAUACGCGACGAUGGAUGUUUAGAUAGCAGUGAUGAAAGUGUAGCCCAGACAGGCAUGGAAGUUGAGGUGCCAACAAGAAGUCUGGACAUGAUCAGAAAUGAGUCAGUGAUGGGRGAUGCAAAAAGCAAAGAAUGCAGAUGGAGAAAUCUUGAGUAUCAAACUCCAUCUGUUGAUUUCAUUGCAUGUGAUGAGGAAGGCACAGAGAAUUGGUGUGACAUGACACCAUACAUGUACUUUAAACAGUUUGUCACUGAUGAAAUGCUACAGGAAACUGCAGAACAAACAAACAUGUACAGUGUGCAAAAAGAGGGCAAGUCCGUAAACACAACUGCCAAAGAAAUAGAGCAGGUUCUAGGCAUGUACAUGCACAUGGGGCUAGUACAGAUGCCCUGUGCAAGAGCCUACUGGGAGAUGGAGACAAAGCUCCCUGCAGUUUGCGAUGUGAUGCCUCGAGAUCGGUUCCUGAAACUGCUGACACUGAUUCACUUUCAGAACAACCUGAAUGCAUCUAACGAUGCAGAAGCAGACAAGCUGUGGAAGCUCAGGCCGUGGUUACAAAAACUGCGAGAACAGUUUCUCUGCAUACCCCCAGAGGAAUGCCAUGCAGUUUAUGAAAUGAUGGUGCCAUUCAAGGAAAAGUCUCAUGUAUGUGUCCACAAGCCUGAAAAACUACACAAACUGGGUUUUAAAAUGUGGGGACGUGUUGGACAAAGUGGCUUUCUUUAUGACUUCGAUAUUUUUCAAGGUUCAGAAUAUCCAAAGAGAGAAGAGUCUGAAUUUGGUGUCGCAGGAGAAAUUGUGCUGAAGUUGACUUCAACACUUUCGGCAGGAAGGAAUCACAAAGUCUUUGCGGACAACUGCUUUACAUCAGUUCCCCUGGUCSAACACUUGAAAGAGAGAGGAAUCCACUAUGUUGGCACAAUUGACAUGAACGAGAUGAAGAACUGCACCAUGAAGGAUGAAAACGAAUUGAAGGAAAGUGGAAGAGGAUCAAUGGACUUCACAGUAAACCUGGACAACAUCAUUGUGAGAUGGUAUGAUGACAAAGCAGUGAACCUGAUCUCCUCUUAUGUUGGCAUUGAACCUGUGGGAAACGUGAAAUGCUGGGAUUGCAAAUCCAAAAUGCAUGUAAUGGUUCCCAGACCAGCCAUUGUUGAAACAUAUAACAAGUUCAUGGAAAGCAUUGAUCUUUUUGAUAGUCUGUCUUCACUUUACAAGUUCAGCUUCAGAUCCCGAAGAUGGUACAUGCACAUCUGGUGGCACACUGUUACCGUAGCAGUCAUCAAUGCUUGGAACGUGUACAGUAGAGAUCAGAAGAAGCUACAACCCAACAGGAAAUCUAUGACUCUACGAAGGUUUCAAGCUUUAGUUGGCACUUCUCUCACAAGCGCAGGAAAGGUCAAGUGUGACAGAUCACUAUUCUCUCCAGAAGCAACUCCAGCACCACCCCGUAAAAGGCCAAGCUGCAGUGUGCCUCUUGAUGUGAGAGAAGAUGGCGUAGAUCAUUUUCCAACAUGGGAAACACGACAGAGAUGCAAGUACUGCAUAGGGAAUCACUUUUCACAUGUCUUCUGUGUGAAAUGUAAGGUGCAUCUUUGCCUGAACAAGGACAGAAACUGUUUUUAUGCCUACCACAAAGUGAAAUAUUCAUUUCACUUUGUCUGAAAAGGUUUUUGUAUAGGAAAACUUCUAGAAAUAUUUUAUAAUUUUUAAAUGUUCUUAGCAAAAUUUGUUUUUGGAUCUAAAAUUAAUCUUGUGAUUUAAAAUAUGCAUCAUACGUGUCUUAUGUGUGAUACAAAUCAAAUGUAACAAAAUGAAAUGGGCAGUUUUUAUAUAUUUUAAAGACCGUGUAAAGUAAAAUGUAACAUUUUCUUUUUUUAAACGUUAUGCCAUAAAUGGAUUAUUGUAAAUGAGUACAAAUUCUCUCAACUAUAGAUUUUUGGAUAGUGGAGAUAUGAUUCAAUUUGUGUAACAAGAUAUCUGUGUUUCAGGAUUUUUUUGGGCGUGUCUUAAAGGGCAGCCUCGUGAUGUCACGCAGCUGCCUUCAGUAUAACCCCGCCCCCUGUUGCUCUAAUGGAAAAGAAAACAAACAUUGUUUCCUCAGUUACAGGAAUGUUCAGGGUCGUGGGCGUGGUUUGAACUCCUCCAGUGGACACGCCCCCAGCAUUCCAGACCACAGCUAACUGAUAUUUUUUCAUUACUUUUAACACAUAAUUUUAUAAGGUUAACAGUAUUUUUAAUUGUUCAAACUUGGCUGGGUGAUUUUUGACAUUUCUGUGGUGUGAUAACCUCAGAACACAUUUAUUUUUACUUUACUCGGUCUUUAAAGGUUUAAACAUCUCAGUUUAAAUAUAGGUAUAAUUUUCUGA
Austrofundulus limnaeus is the source of this 3280-nucleotide messenger RNA. Its product is annotated as piggyBac transposable element-derived protein 3. The record is from RefSeq and is a predicted model, not a curated record. NCBI's taxonomy places the organism in Eukaryota, Metazoa, Chordata, Actinopteri, Cyprinodontiformes, Rivulidae. The transcript has 3 exons. Bases 177 to 2576 code for a protein of 799 amino acids.